Messenger RNA from Ostertagia ostertagi, 297 nucleotides. Lineage: Eukaryota; Metazoa; Nematoda; Chromadorea; Rhabditida; Trichostrongylidae. The record is from the annotation of a GenBank genome assembly.
AUGGACUACAUUUCAAGUUUCGACAUCCGUCUCGCUAAAGAAAUUUUCUAUGCCGGUGAACGAAUCAAUGGAAGUGUUCUGCUUGAGAACACCGAGAAUAUCAAGAUCAAAGGGAUUCGUGUUCUGCUUCGGGGAAAAGUUCAUGCCACAUUGAAAGUCGUGAAAUCCGGUGAAUCGCGACGAUCAAAGACGAUCAGUACGUGUUGGACGAGAAAUUACUCAUCUGGGGAAAAGGCGCUGGCUUCUUUGGUCAUCUUAUACGCCGAAUCGCUGUUCAAGAUACCCGGCAUUGGAUAG